ACUCAUCGCCGGCGACCCAACUGCCUCGCUCCCCAAGAUCAAUGGCUGACGGUGAAGAUAUCCAGCCACUUGUAUGUGACAAUGGCACUGGAAUGGUCAAGGCUGGCUUUGCUGGUGAUGAUGCCCCAAGAGCAGUUUUCCCUAGUAUAGUUGGCCGCCCUCGGCACACAGGUGUCAUGGUUGGGAUGGGCCAAAAAGAUGCCUAUGUGGGCGAUGAAGCACAAUCAAAAAGGGGUAUCUUGACCUUGAAAUACCCUAUUGAGCAUGGCAUUGUAAGCAACUGGGAUGACAUGGAGAAAAUCUGGCAUCACACCUUCUACAAUGAGCUGCGUGUUGCCCCUGAAGAACAUCCGAUUUUGCUGACAGAAGCUCCUCUAAACCCAAAGGCAAACAGAGAGAAGAUGACCCAGAUCAUGUUCGAGACAUUCAAUGCACCAGCGAUGUAUGUGGCUAUUCAAGCUGUUCUUUCUCUAUAUGCCAGUGGUCGUACAACUGGUAUUGUGCUUGAUUCUGGUGAUGGUGUGUCCCACACUGUGCCAAUCUAUGAAGGAUAUGCCCUUCCUCAUGCUAUUCUUCGGCUGGAUCUUGCCGGCCGUGAUCUGACUGACUCCCUGAUGAAGAUCCUUACGGAAAGGGGUUACUCCUUCACUACAACUGCAGAGCGGGAAAUCGUAAGAGACAUAAAGGAGAAGCUUGCCUAUGUGGCCCUUGAUUAUGAGCAGGAGCUGGAGACUGCCAAGAGCAGCUCUUCUGUCGAGAAGAACUACGAACUGCCUGAUGGGCAGGUCAUCACGAUCGGUGCUGAGAGGUUCAGGUGCCCAGAGGUGCUAUUCCAGCCCUCGAUAAUCGGUAUGGAAGCUCCUGGGAUUCACGAGACCACAUACAACUCCAUCAUGAAGUGCGACGUGGACAUCAGGAAGGAUCUCUACGGCAACAUUGUGCUCAGUGGAGGAACCACUAUGUUCCCUGGCAUUGCCGACAGGAUGAGCAAGGAGAUCACGGCGCUUGCACCGAGCAGCAUGAAGAUCAAGGUGGUGGCACCUCCUGAGAGGAAAUACAGUGUCUGGAUUGGUGGUUCCAUUCUUGCCUCCCUCAGCACAUUCCAGCAGAUGUGGAUAUCGAAGGGAGAGUACGACGAAUCUGGCCCUUCGAUCGUCCACCGCAAGUGCUUCUAAGCCUUCGGUCCUGGCUUCCUCCGCCGUACCCAGUCUCUGAGAUUUCCCACGCUCUCCCCCAACUCUGCAUCAAGUGUUCCCCGAGUCGCUGCGACCGUUUUCGCAGAUGCAGGGGUGUAUUGCUGGCUGGAUGGAAGGCAACCGUGUUCCGUUCGUUCGUUCGAGACGUUCCUAUAUUAGUGAUGAUGUUGUCCGUUCUAGUCAUAUAUGUCAAUAUUAGUCUGUUGGUGCGUGCGGAAGAAUUGCUGAGCCGGGUUUGGCUUCGAUGGCUGUUCUGUGGCUGCAGAACAUUAGCUUGUGUUGUGUAUGUAUAAA
Lolium rigidum is the source of this 1490-nucleotide messenger RNA. Its product is annotated as actin-3. The coding region runs from base 42 to 1175 and encodes 377 amino acids. The record is from RefSeq and is a predicted model, not a curated record. The transcript is spliced from 5 exons. Lineage: Eukaryota; Viridiplantae; Streptophyta; Magnoliopsida; Poales; Poaceae.